Molecule: messenger RNA, 2781 nt
Organism: Globicephala melas (long-finned pilot whale)
Lineage: Eukaryota; Metazoa; Chordata; Mammalia; Artiodactyla; Delphinidae
Gene: LENG1
Product: leukocyte receptor cluster member 1
Source: RefSeq, a predicted model, not a curated record
GAAGUGCUAGAAGGCGGGCCUGCCAGUCCGUGGACAGCUACGGCGCCAUGAAUAUCUUACCCAAGAAGAGCUGGCACGUCCGGAACAAGGACAAUGUCGCCCGCGUGCGGCGUGACGAGGCCCAAGCCCGGGAGGAGGAGAAAGAGCGUGAGCGGAGGGUGCUGCUCGCUCAGCAAGAGGCCCGCACAGAAUUCCUACGGAAGAAAGCCAGGCAUCAGAACUCACUACCUGCGGCUGAAGCAGCAGCACCAGGAGCCCCAAGCAGUUCUGGCCCUGUGGAUCUGUUUCGAGAGCUGCUGGAAGAAGGGAAGGGGGUGAGCAGAGGCAAUAAAGAGUACGAGGAAGAGAAGCGACGAGAGAAAGAGAUGCAAGAGAAGGCUCUGGGCAUCCUGACGUACCUGGGCCAGAGUGCAGCGGAAGCCCAGACUCAGCUCCCUUGGUACCAGCUCCCCCCAAGUCGGGGCGGCCCCCCGUCUGGUCCAGGACCAGAUGAGAAGAUCAAGAACCGCCUGGACCCUCUGGGGGAGAUGCAGAAACAUUUGGGGAAGAAGAGAAAGCACAGUGGUGACAAUGGCAGUCACAGCAGAAAGGAAAAGGAGGGACCUGAGAAACGACCCAAAGAACCCCCGUCCCUGGACCAGCUUCGAGCUGAACGUCUCCAGCGGGAAGCGGCCGAGAGGGCUCGGGCACAGGCCCUGCUGGCCCGGAUUGGAGGCACGGCAGCCCAGGAGGAUCAGCCAGAAGAGGUGGACGAUCGGCGGAGGCGGUACAACUCCCAGUUCAACCCCCAGCUGGCCCGGCGCCCCCGCCAGCAGGAACGCCCCCUGGCUCACUGACUCAGGGGGUACAGGAGAGGCCGCUGCUGCCAGCCGUCAUAUAAAACUAUUUAUUCAUAAAUAUUUUCCAAAAUGAAAAUAGGUUUACCAAAAAAAGUCCCUCACUGGGGAGGGGAGGAGGGGGCAGCCCUCGCCCCCGGGCCCCCAGGGUGGGGCUGAGAGAAAGAGAAAGCCUCCCAGCCCCCUCCCUGCUUCCUGGGGGAGGGGGCUGCCCUAUGGCCUGGGGCCUCCCCCCAGUCUUCCAGGGCAGGGCCCUCACCUGGGCAGGGGGAUCAGCAUGCGGGGGGAGGGAAGGGUGGAGGGAGGGGCCGGUGUCACUGGAGGUCCCGGUCCUCCAGGUAGCGGUACUCAAAGGUGAAGCCUUCCUUCUUCCGCUGGCCCCACUUCUCGUAGUCAAAGUAGAUGUAGGUGCCCUGGCCGGGGGAGAAGGCGGUCAGUGAGUGGACGAGGUGGUCGGGGGAGCUGGCAGAGGGACAGGUCUUAGGGCCAUGGAGGAGCCAGGCACCAGGCCAACUGCCCUGCAUGCACACGCCAUCUCACUCCACCCUCACAAGGCUCUUCUCAGGUGGGAAACGUCAUCACUCCUGCUUCAGAGGAAGCAGAGGGAGGCGCAGGGAGGUCACAUGCCAGAGCCGGGCCUCGACCCCGGGCACGUGUGCCAAACAUCCUAUUGCUCCUCUCGAUGGCUUUGGCUUUCCAAGCACUGAUCGAGUGCUGAGUACGUGAUGUAUGUCCUAGGGUUUAGUCUUCACAAAACCCCUGAGGCCAUGGAACAGGCUUGGAGUCUACAUACAUCCAGGCAUGCUGCCAGGACAGACGUUUUACUGGCAACAGCGGUGGUGUGGGAACUUCUGAAGGACUGAUGCCUGGAAAUACACUAACUUAGAGGAUUACUUUGGACCAAACCGGGAGGGAACAGGAUGUCUGUAGUUAGUGUCCAAGAUGACACAGUGGGAAUGGGGCCGGGUUCUGAAUGAAUGGUGGAAAUGCUUCAAAGAACCUGAAGGAAUGGAGGGGAGGAAGUUCCCUGAGGACAAGGCCCUUGUUCAGUGCUUGGCAUCAGGUAAAGAUUUGGUGGAAAAAAACCACUGUGGAACAUACCAACUCAAAGUUGAAAUAAAGUCCAGUACGCCCAUGACACUACAUAGCAGGCACCAUUUAGUACUUACACGCCAUUAACUCAUUUAAUCCUCAUAACAACUGCAUAAAGGUAGGUGCUGUUACCCCGUUUUUACAGAUAAGGAAAUAGAGACAGAUGUUCAAGUGAAUUGUCCACGGUCACCAGCUAGAGCUGGGUUCCAAACCAGGUAGUCUGGCUCCAGAGUGUUUUGCAAGUGGGAGGUCCCAAUCAAUCAAUUACGAGAACAACAAAAGAGCUUCCCCAUCCGUGUUUGCUGAGCCCCUCUGCUGGGUGCUGGGGACUGUCAAGGUCCCCGAGCAGUGCAGCCCAUGGUCUUGGGUGGGAGACACCACAUCCCCCCACCGUGCCAGAGGAGGGGCGGAGGCACAGGCUGUGUGUGUGCCUGGGGAAGGCUCCUCUGAGGAAGGACAUGGAGGCUGGGACCUCUGGGGUGACCGCGAGCUGGCCAGUGAGGAAGAGGACAGUGUCCCAGGCAAGGCAGAUGGCCUGAGGGACCGAGCUGGCUGAAGGUGGUGGCAAAGGGAGCGGGCAGCAGGGCUGCCAGUCUGCGUGUGGAGUGGGGACUCUACCCGGACUCAGCCAGCGGGACCAGAGUGGACAGGGCACAGGGAGGGGCCCUCACCUGCUCAAACUCGUCAGUGAUGGUCUUGGGCUCCUCGUGCCUCUGGAACCACAUCAUGUACUUGGUGUGGAAUCGCCAUGACUGCUUCUUUAGGGCCUUGGCUGCCAAGUACUGUGCCUUAGUGCCCUGAGGAAUGAAGCAUGGAACGGGGGAUCAGGGGGCCUCGCAACUGGGUGGGGGCC